Molecule: messenger RNA, 1069 nt
Organism: Lactuca sativa (garden lettuce)
Lineage: Eukaryota; Viridiplantae; Streptophyta; Magnoliopsida; Asterales; Asteraceae
Source: RefSeq, a predicted model, not a curated record
AACACUUGUGGGAUUUCAUCAUUUUCAUCAUCUCCAAUGGCUAUUCACAAACCUUCAAGUGUCGUUUUCUUGGUGUUUUUAUGCUUGAGCAUUUGUGCGGCUGCUAGAGUUCUCUUAUCAGUCGAAGAGGGCUACAGUCAUGGUGGUUAUGAAGGUGGCAGUUUAUCUGGAGGUGGUGGUGGUGGAGGUGGUAGUGGUGGUGGAGGAGGAGGAGGAGCUGCUUAUGGAGGAGGUGGUUAUGGAUCCGGAAGUGGGGCUGGUGAAGGUGGUGGAUCAGGGUAUGGUGGUGGAGCUGAAGGAGGGGGAGGCGGCGGUAGUGGAGGAGGUGGUGGAGCUGGAGGAGGAGGAGGAGGAGGAGCAGGAGCAGGAGUUGCGGGAGGACAUGGUGGGGGUUAUGGUGGAGGAGAAGGAGCCGGGAGUGGUGGUGGAUACGGUGGGGCUGGAGGAGCAGGUGGCGGAGGUGGAGGUGGACAUGGUGGUGGUGGUGGUGGUGGAGGAGGAGCCGGUGCAGGAGGAGCUGCAGGCGGUGGGGGAUAUGGCAGUGGAGGUGGAGCUGGAGCAGGAGGAGGUGCUGGAGGAUCACAUGGUGCCGGAGGUGCCGGAGGAGGUGGCGGUUCUGGAGGUGGAAGUGGUGGCGGUGGUGGAGCCGCCGCUGGGCAUGAAGGUGGUGCAGGCGGUGGGGGAUAUGGCAGUGGAGGUGGAGCUGGAGCAGGAGGAGGUGCCGGAGGAUCACAUGGUGCUGGAGGUGCCGGAGGAGGUGGCGGUUAUGGAGGUGGAGGUGGUGGUGGUGGUGGAGCUGCUGCUGGACAUGAAGGUGGAUAUGGAGCUGGUAGUGGUAGCGGCGGUGGUGAAGGCGGUGGUCAUGGUGGCUAUAUCCCUUGAUCAUAAAAUCAACUCUUGGUUCCAUUUAUAGUCUUAAAAUGAGCAUAUAAUUUACUCAUUUUUCCCAUUAUAAAAUUCCACAAUAAGAUUCAACGAGACCUCAACCUAUACAGAUGAGAUGCAUCCAAUCGAUUUGUAUUCUUACUAUUAUUUAUAUGUGAGAUUAAAGUUCAUUGUGCUUUUUUUA